This is a messenger RNA of Mucor mucedo, 357 nucleotides long. RefSeq lists its product as uncharacterized. NCBI's taxonomy places the organism in Eukaryota, Fungi, Mucoromycota, Mucoromycetes, Mucorales, Mucoraceae. The record is from RefSeq and is a predicted model, not a curated record. The transcript is spliced from 3 exons. The coding region runs from base 1 to 357 and encodes 118 amino acids.
AUGGCGCGGGUAAUUCAUGCAAGAAACAAAAGUUUUUUCGGACUUACAAUGCUGAUGGCGAGUUACAAACACUUGAUGGUGGUUGUGUUGUGGACCCAUAUACAUGGUGAUGUUGAUCCUUUUUGUGUUGUACGAACCAACUAUGAACUAUUCAGUGUAUUUUGCAAGUAUACGUUUUAUGAUACACCAAGUCUGAAAGAUGUAGCACUAGUCCUCACUUUGGAAAUAGUAGUGAUCAAAUCAUUAAUACAACUUCAAAUGAAGUACUCUUACUUAUCAAUGACUAAAGUUGUUGGCUGUACGACCGUAAUCCGUGAAGGCCCUUGGUAUUCUGGUCGUCAUAUGUCUCACUUUUGA